Molecule: messenger RNA, 1455 nt
Organism: Saprolegnia diclina VS20
Lineage: Eukaryota; Oomycota; Saprolegniomycetes; Saprolegniales; Saprolegniaceae
Exons: 3
Coding region: 1-1455 (484 amino acids)
Molecular function (GO): oxidoreductase activity
Source: RefSeq, a predicted model, not a curated record
AUGCAGCUGCGCUCGCGCAACGAAGCUGCACGUGGCAUCCUUGCCACGUACCGGGAUGCCUUUUCGCCCGAGAUCAACGCCUUUGUUCAGCGCUACGAGGCUCUCGUUGCAAGCAGCCAUGCCGCGCGGCAGCAAGCGUUGGCCCCCGCACAAGCGUGGUGUACAAUGCUGCUGCAUCUCCUUACCGACUAUGUCCUUUUGCAAGCCGACUCGGGGCGCGCCGACAUGCGGGUGUCCGUUCUACAAGUGCUACAAGAGGGCUGGGACGUGCUCGAAGAUGCGAUUUCGCGCCUUAAGCACGACACGUGGACACUCGAACACGCGAAAACGACGCUUCUCAGCGAGCUUUCUGCUUGUCUUUGCGCCGACAUGGCCGACGCAAGUGCGCUCCAAACCACCCAUUUCAAGGACAUUCUGGAAGACGCCAGCCAACUACGAGUGCUUCGAAGUGCCGACGACCCAACACGGCGGCUUGUGCCGAAACAGGCGCUGGCGGGACCGUGGGGCCUUGUUGUUACCAUCGGUCCGUUCUCAGCGACCUCUGUCCGCGCCCUCGCGACACAGAUUCGAUCGCAGGUGACAAGCGCUCUUCAGAUGCAUGCCAAGAGCGUUCUCCACGCAGCUUUGCUGGACGUCAACGCCAUGUCGAACGUGCUCGACGGGUAUAUUUACGCGCGACGGCGCGAUGGAAGCGCGUUGUCGAGCUUGAAGGCACGGGUUGCCGAGACGAUUUUAGACAUUAGCUGCACAAACGACGGUACAUCAAGGAGCUUUGAAGCACUCGAAAAGCUCUUGUAUCUGUGCACAGAGCUGCUCGAUGCGUGGGCGUCGAUCGUCCGUGUUAUACCCCGACACGGAGUCGUCGCGCCGGGGUUGCACCCCGCGUCGUUUAAUACGCUUGCGUUUGUCGCGGGUGGCAUUGGCGUGACGCCGCUUCUCGGGGUGCUCGUCGACGCGGUGCAUGCGACGCCUGCGAAGGCGACGCAUUUCGUAUGGCACGUGCGCGACAUGCGUCUUUUGCAUAAGUUCGAGUCCAUUCCGGACGACGUCGUCGCGAAAGCGCCUCGAUGGCAAGUGCACUACCACGUGACACAACCAGCGUCAGAGGCGAUUGACGUACUGGCCGAGACGACGACGACGGUGCUCGAUCUCCACCCGGUGCCAACCCCGCCACGACCGAUGACGACGGUCUCGAAAAGCCGGGAGGUGGCGGUCGUGCUGCUUUCGUUCCUCUGCAGCGGCGGUCUUUUGCUGCUGGUUCAAUACGGUAACAAACUCCAAGCUCGAAACGCAGCGCUCUGGCAGCUGCAGCGAUGUGUCGAGUUUUGUGUUGUCGUUCUCGGCGCCUACGCCAGCUAUAUGGCGGUAGUACCACGAUCGUUGCGAAAUACGUUUGCGGCCGACUACAACGUGCAACAUGGGCGCGCCGACUGGGACACGUUUUUGCAACACUGA